UGGGAAGGGAAAACGGGAACAGAACCGCAGAAGUCUCCAAAACCCUCUCUUCUCUGUGGUGGCAGCGGGUAAUCUGCGUUCAUCUUCCUCCGAUCCCCGACUGAGAAAUUGGAAGAGAGACUUACAGCACAAGAUAUUCGUUUGAAAAUGGCUGCUAAUGGAGCUGUUGAUGUGGAAACGAAGCGGAAAAUAGCAUCAGCUUUAUGCAAGUACUUUUCUGUAUCGCCGUUGGGUGAUGUGGGGAACUCAGAUGUUAAGAGCUUGUACUCCAACAUCCUGAAGUCAUCAGGAAAAUUCACUCCAUUGAAUGGACAAGAUGAGGUGAUGAAAUGGAUAGGGUUUGCAGAGAGUUUUCCUCAAGACUCUAAGGCGUGUUGUCAAGCUCUCAGCGGACUAAACGAUGAUUUGCUUGUAAAGGCUGUACUUUUGGGGAAUGGGCUCAGGCCAUCGGAAGCUGAUGUUAUUGUAUUCUCGGCCAUACAUUCUUUUGUGAUGGGCCUACCGCAGUCCGAAACGGAGAAGUUUGUGCAUGUAUUCAGAUGGAUGGAUUACAUACAGAGUCUUACUCCUGCGGGCCCUUUUGAACUUGUGUUUCUGGUUCCUGAAUUGACUUGGUUUCUUUCACUGUUCUUCCAGCACAGGGUAGAUUUUGGGGAACUGUUUGAGAAAAUACCAUUGGCGAAGGAUGCAUUUGUCCCGCAGGUGCGAGACACCCCCAGUGUAGGAAAAUUAGAAGCGGAUCCAAAUGCUAAGAAGACUGGACAAAACACAAAGAAAGCAGAGAAGGUGGAAGCUGACCUAAGUGCGAGCAAAAUUGAACCUGAGAACUCAAAGAAAAAAGUUCAAGCAAAGAAGGAAUCUAAUGAGGACAAGAAGAAACCAGCCACUACAGAAGUUGUAGAGAAAGAUAAAGAAUUGAGUGUUAGUUUGCUUAAUAUACAGGUUGGCCUUAUCCGCAAAGCAUGGAAGCAUCCAUCAGCUGAUAGUUUGUUGGUUGAGGAAAUUGAUGUUGGGGAAGCCAAAGUGAGGCAGGUGGUUAGUGGUUUGGCAAAGUAUUAUAGUCCAGAACAGUUGACGAAUCGGCGUGUUGUGCUGAUUGCAAAUGUAAAGCCGGGAAAGCUCCGUGAUGUGAUGUCAGAAGGACUGGUUUUAUGUGCUUCAAGUGAAGACCACACUGCUGUGGAACCUCUACUGCCUCCUGAAGGUGCCAAAAUUGGAGAACGUGUAUCAUUCUCAGGGAUCGAAGGUAAGCCAGAAGAUGUGCUCAACCCGAAAAAGAAGCAGUUGGAGAAAAUAACACCAAAUCUUUUCACUGAUGACAAGGGUGUGGCCACGUUCAAGGGCAUACCUUUCAUGACUUCUGGUGGGCCUUGCACAUCAUCCAUCUCAAAGGGAACCAUCAAAUGAUCGAACUGAAUCACAGAUGGAUGAAUGAGUGGUAAUAUACAAUGAUCCUUGCUGCUUAAAGAUGGCUUGCCGAUGUAUGGACUAUGAACCGUAAAUGUAAUGUAUUUGAGGUGACAAUGCUGUGGUUUAGACAGUGCUUGUGUUUAAGAAGUUAAAAGGAGUUUUUUUUGGCCGAGUAUGAAUGGUUGAAUGUUGUGUGCCAACGAAAUGGGUGAAGUUAAAUGAUUAUGGUGGUGGAUGGAAAUGGGAGCCACAUAACAUAACAUAUGCCAUCAGGGAUUGCUGGUAGACUGGGUUGACAAGCAUCUGCUAGUUUGGAAGCACUUUCCUUGUUAACUUUUAACAUUGUCUUCGAAAGUAAGUUGGAUAAAGGUUAUAUUAUUCUCUGUUUUAAGUUAGUUCAUGAUGGAGCUGAGGC
Linum tenue is the source of this 1825-nucleotide messenger RNA. The record is from the annotation of a GenBank genome assembly. Lineage: Eukaryota; Viridiplantae; Streptophyta; Magnoliopsida; Malpighiales; Linaceae.